This is a messenger RNA of Trypanosoma grayi, 2046 nucleotides long. Its product is annotated as GTP-binding protein. Bases 1 to 2046 code for a protein of 681 amino acids. Gene Ontology annotation, molecular function: GTP binding; GTPase activity. Lineage: Eukaryota; Euglenozoa; Kinetoplastea; Trypanosomatida; Trypanosomatidae. The record is from RefSeq and is a predicted model, not a curated record. The transcript has a single exon.
AUGCCGCCGUUCAGUGGGAAGCAGAAGAAGAAGCAGCUGCAGGAGAAGCGGCAGCGGAAGAAGGAGCAGGAGGGCUCGCGCCGCGAGCAUUCCAUGGGUGACACCCACGAUCACAGCGGGGAGGGCAGCGGACGUGGCAAUGACGACGACAACAAGGAUCAUCAUACAAAGGAAGAGUACAAAUACGACGCUGACCGCCGCGGGGUCCGGAGCGUAUUCCUCAAGGAGACCGCGGAGGAAAUCGCGGCACGAAAGAAGCUCUCGUACGAGCCGCUGGCGUCGCGUCGCUUUAUGGACGAUGGCGGCAUUCCGUUCGGCUCCUGGUUCGACAUGCCGGGGCAUACCGAUGCGGCGCAGAUGCCGUGCGCUGUCGAGAUUCCGACGCGUGGCUGGACGCCCAACGACGAGGCAACCGCGGCGGCUGAAGAAACCAGUAACACUAACAGCCGUAGCAAUAAUAAGGACAACAACGACAGUGGGAGUGGUGGCAGCAGCAGCCGUGAUGGCGAGGAGGCGCUCCCCGAGGACGCCGCCAUUGAGGCCCGCGAGGCGGCACGGUUCGAGGCGUACCUGCGGGCGGUCGACAACUACCCGCUGCCACCGUCGCUGCGCGACCUGCGGGUCAGCUCAUACGAGCGCAACCUCGACGUAUGGCGGCAGCUCUGGCGCACAGUGGAGCAAAGCGAUGUGGUGGUGAUUGUGGCAGACAUGCGCUACCCCAUUGUGCACUUGCCGCUUUCGCUGCUGCAAUACGUGGUGCGGGAGUGCCGCAAGCCGUGCGUCGUGGUUCUGAACAAAGCCGACCUCGUGCCACGCCACAUCCUCGACCGGUGGAUGGCGUUCCUGCCGCAGUACUUCGCCGCGACAGGCAUCGUGGCGGCAAGUGACGCGGAAGCUGCUGCUGCUGCUGCAGAUGGUGAUGGCGGUGGAAGUGUGGUGCGUGAGAUUCCGUUGCUGCCCUUCACGUCGUUGCCGGCGGCGGACACGGCGAUUGGCGCAGAGGACGCCGGUAACGCCGCGCGGCGCCAAAAGAAAAAGACGCGGCGGACUAAGUUGUACGAGCAGCUGCGCACCGGAAAGCUGCAGGUAACGGCGGCCCCUAAAAAAGGCGGCAAGCGCGACGACAACAACGACGACUCCUCUGGUGCAGAGGACGACAAGAGCAGCAGCAGCAGUGGCGAGUUGGGGAGGAGAACUGAGGACGACACGUACGCCACGACGGACAACUUCAAAGGCAUGCGGAAGGCGGAGCGGCAGCUGCAGCACGACAGGCGUGACCACAAGGAGCUGCAGAUUGUCUCUGAUAUGAUCUCCACGCUACUGCAGAAGUGUCGCGCGGUAUGUGCUGAGCAUCGUAAUGGGAACGGCCAAAAUAAAGCCAGCAGUUGGAAGGGCAAUAGCAAGGAUAAGGAUCAUGACGGGGAGGACGUCGUGCACAUUGGCUUUGUGGGUCACCCGAACGUGGGCAAGUCAAGCCUGCUGAACUGCAUCCGCGGUACAAAGGUGGUGUCCGUCUCCCCCACGCCCGGGCACACGAAACACCUGCAGACGAUCCCGCUCCCGUCGGAGCGUGUUGUGCUCAUCGACUCGCCGGGCCUCGCGUUCCCCGUCUUCGGCCUACCACACGCUCUGCAGGCGGUGAUCGGCACGCAUCAGAUCGCCCAGACGCGUGACCCGCAGAGCGGCGUUGCCUUUCUCGCGUCGCACCUGCAGCUGGAGCGGCUCUAUGGCUUGCGCAAGGAGGACGCCGCCGACGACGCGGCGGAGUGGUCGCCGUACGAGUUCUGCGAGAGCUACGCGCGGAAAAGGGGGUACUUUGUGAAGCACGGCAAAGGCGCGCUCGAUGUGCACCGCGGUGCGAUUGAGAUGCUGCAGGAGGCGUACGAGGGGCGGCUCGUGCUGUUCCUCGCCCCGCCCGACCCCGCGUGGCUGCGUAGCGCCGCCUUCCGCGCAGAGCUGCGGCCGUUCCUGCUGCUGGAGGUGCGGCUGCCGCCGGCAGGGGACGACGCACCGACGGAGGCACAAGCCUGUGCGGGGUGCUCGUGA